UCAUGUUUUGAAUUACCAUAGGUUUUUUUUUACCAUUUUCAUGACUUUCUAUUAUACUCCACACUCAAAGAUCAACGAACAGGUUUUAUUAUACCUUUGUUUAAUACAUUUUCCAGUUUGUAAAAUUCCGUAUUGAUUGGGUCUUUUUUCCCUUCCUCUCUGCAGACAUCGACAUGAUGAAAGAAUCAGUUCUUGUCCUUUUGGUCUGUUUGGCUGCUGCCUCCGCCGGCGUCUGGGGAGGCUGGGGAGUAGGAAAAAUGGGUAUGGGAGGACACGGAGGAGGUUGGGGAUUCGGAGGAGGUUGGGGUGGAGGACAGGGAGGUUGGGGAGGCAAAGGAGGUUGGGGUGGAAACUGGGGAGGCAACGGAGGUUGGGGAGGCAAAGGAGGUUGGGGAGGUCAAGGAGGCUGGGGAUACGGCAACGGCGGAGGCUGGGGACACGGCAACGGUGGACAUGGAAACAGCGGACACGGUGGACAUGGAAACAGCGGACACGGCAACAGUGGACACGGCAACAGCGGACACGGUGGACAUGGAAACAGCGGACACGGCAACGGCGGACACGGUGGACACGGAAACAGCGGACACGGCAAUGAUGGAUAUUAUGACAACAGCUAUGACAAAUACGACAAUACAUACAACACAUACGACAACAAAUACAACAACCAAUACGAUUUGUCUUUGUACACGUUUUCUGCAAUUGUGUAUCACGUAGUUAACAUUCCUGCAAGUGCCAGGCGAUUUCGAACACAGCUGCUACUGAAGACGGAUCUGACAAUUGGCGAAACGAAGUUACGAACCUUCACAAUUCCAGAUGAAAGUGGGAUUUCCCUGGAUCACAAGCCUGGUAGAGUCCUUGCCAGAAAGGGUAUCCGAAAUCUUCAGGCUAGAACAAGUGGCAAUAAAGAACAGAAUACCAUUCUGUCAUGUGGUAAUGCUUCUGGCAAGCUGAUGCCACCUCACUUCACCGUGAAGUGA
Molecule: messenger RNA, 977 nt
Organism: Gigantopelta aegis
Lineage: Eukaryota; Metazoa; Mollusca; Gastropoda; Neomphalida; Peltospiridae
Product: ATP-dependent RNA helicase A-like
Exons: 3
Coding region: 174-977 (267 amino acids)
Source: RefSeq, a predicted model, not a curated record